CUUCUAGAAGAGGGGGAUGAUGUGAAAGGUCGAUCUACAUUGAGGUCAAAAUUAGAACUUCCGGUGCAGGCAGUACUCAAUUUGCAAGUCCCUGUGGAGCACUCUAAGGAAGUCAGUGAUUGCAAGCAUCUGAUUAAAACCUUGGUUAUGGGAAUGAAAACCAUAAUAUGGAGCAUCACCCAUGCGCAUUUGCCGCGAUCACAGGUUUCGGCAUCCACCCAGGGAACGCCUCCUCAAGUUCUUGCCUCAGCAUCAACUACUUCAUCAGUACCUCAACCUUUUAAAGGAAUGAGAGAAGACGAGGUUUGGAAAGCUUCUGGUGUGCUUAAAAGUGGUGUUCAUUGCUUGGCAUUAUUCAAGGAGAAGGACGAAGAGAGAGAAAUGAUCCACCUUUUUUCCCAGAUUUUGGCUAUUAUGGAACCACGAGAUUUGAUGGACAUGUUCUCCUUAUGCAUGCCUGAAUUGUUUGAGUGCAUGAUUUCUAACACACAGUUAGUCCACAUAUUUUCAACCCUAUUGCAAGCACCAAAAGUUUUCAGACCAUUUGCAGAUGUCCUGGUUAACUUCCUUGUAAGCAGCAAACUUGAUGUCCUUAAGCAUCCAGAUUCACCUGCAGCAAAGCUAGUUUUGCAUCUUUUUCGGUUUUUGUUUGGUGCUGUCGCAAAGGCUCCUUCAGAUUGUGAGCGCAUACUGCAACCUCAUGUGCAUGUUAUUAUGGAAACUUGCAUGAAAAAUGCAUCCGAGAUUGAAAAACCCAUUGGUUAUUUGCAACUCCUUCGUACAAUGUUCCGUGCCCUUGCAGGAGGAAAAUUUGAACUUCUAUUGCGUGACUUGAUUCCUAUGCUGCAACCCUGUUUGAAUAUGCUAUUGGCUUUGCUUGAGGGGCCUAAUGGUGAAGAUAUGCGGGAGCUUCUGCUGGAGCUUUGCUUGACCCUUCCUGCACGAUUAAGUUCACUGUUACCUCACCUUCCUCGCCUGAUGAAGCCUCUUGUUAUGUGUCUUAAAGGUAGUGAUGACCUAGUGAGUCUUGGUUUAAGAACACUUGAGUUUUGGAUUGAUAGUCUGAAUCCUGAUUUUUUGGAACCAAGCAUGGCAAAUGUCAUGUCCGAGGUGAUUUUGGCAUUAUGGUCUCAUUUGAGGCCUGCACCUUAUCCUUGGGGUGGGAAGUCUCUGCAGCUCCUUGGAAAGUUAGGUGGGCGUAAUAGGCGUUUUCUCAAAGAACCUCUUGCUCUUGAAUGCAAGGAAAAUCCUGAGCAUGGGCUUCGUGUGAUCCUUACAUUUGAACCGUCCACCCCAUUUUUGGUGCCUUUAGAUCGUUGUAUAAAUCUUGCGGUGGCUGCUGUCAUGCAAAGAAGUGUCAUUGUGGAUGCUUUCUACAGAAAACAAGCUCUGAAAUUUCUUCGUGUAUCCUUGUCCUCUCAGCUUAAUCUUCCUGGUAGCGCUACUGAUGAUGGAUUGACUUCUAGGAUGCUAUCGACCUUGUUAGUUUCCUCAGUUGAUCCAUCUUGGAGAAGAUCAGAGACAUCUGAUAUAAAGGCUGACCUGGGUGUCAAGACAAAGACUCAACUCCUUGCUGAAAGAUCUGUUUUUAAAAUUCUUCUUAUGACCAUUAUCGCGGCAAGUGCUGAAGCGGAUCUGCAUGAUUCCAAGGAUGAAUAUGUCAUUAGCAUCUGUCGACAUUUUGCCAUUGUAUUUCAUAUAGAAAGCUCUGCCGCCCAUGGUUCUCUUUCAGUUACUCCAGUUGGUGCCUCUGUGCUUUCAUCUAGCACCAGCAUUAGUGCAAAGUCAAGAUAUAGUACUUCUUCCAACCUGAAAGAGUUGGACCCUCUUAUAUUUUUGGAUGCUUUGGUGGAUGUCCUGGCGGAUGAAAAUAGACUGCAUGCCAAGGCAGCUUUAAAUGCACUAAAUGUGUUUGCUGAGACCCUUCUUUUCCUUGCUCGCUCGAAACAUUCAGAUGUGUUGAUGUCAAGAGGAGGUCCUGCCACACCUAUGAUUGUCUCAAGCCCAUCAAUGAGUCCUGUAUAUUCUCCACCUCCUAGUGUUCGUGUCCCUGUGUUUGAGCAGCUUCUGCCCCGUCUUCUGCAUUGUUGCUUUGGAUGUACAUGGCAAGCACAAAUGGGGGGAGUCAUGGGGCUUGGUGCUUUAGUUGGGAAAGUCACUGUUGAAACUCUGUGUGCUUUCCAAGUUCGUAUCGUGCGGGGACUUGUUUAUGUCCUCAAGAGACUUCCUGUUUAUGCCACUAAAGAGCAAGACGAGACCAGCCAGGUGCUUACACAAGUUCUUCGUGUGGUGAAUAAUGUUGAUGAAGCAAAUAGUGAAGCACGGAGGCAAAGCUUCCAAGGAGUUGUUGAAUACUUCGCAUCAGAGUUGUUUAAUCCUAAUGUGUCUAUUAAUGUGAGGAAGAUUGUGCAGUCUUGUUUAGCACUUUUGGCAAGCAGGACUGGUAGUGAGGUUUCUGAGUUGCUUGAACCCUUAUACCAACCUUUGCUUCAGCCUCUUAUACUACGUCCAUUACGGUCAAAGACUGUUGAUCAACAGGUGGGGACUGUUACAGCUUUGAACUUUUGCUUGGCCUUGAGACCUCCACUUCUAAAGUUGACUCAGGAGCUGAUCAAUUUCCUGCAAGAAGCAUUGCAAAUAGCUGAGGCUGAUGAAACAGUAUGGGUUAUGAAAUUUAUGAAUCCUAAGGUAGCAACCUCGUUAAACAAACUGCGCACAGCCUGCAUUGAAUUACUCUGCACUGCUAUGGCGUGGGCCGAUUUUAAAACCCAAAAUCAAUCUGAGUUGCGUUCAAAAAUUAUUUCAAUGUUCUUCAAGUCUCUGACAAGCAGAAAUUUAGAAAUUGUAGCUGUUGCAAAGGAAGGGUUGCGACAGGUCAUACAACAGCAAAGGAUGCCAAAAGAACUUCUACAAAGUAGUCUUAGACCUAUAUUGGUUAACUUGGCCCACACUAAAAAUCUCAGCAUGCCUCUUCUUCAAGGUUUGGCCCGCUUGCUUGAACUUCUGUCCAAUUGGUUUAAUGUGACCUUAGGUGGCAAGUUACUGGAGCAUCUUAGGAAAUGGUUGGAACCUGAAAAGCUAGCACAGUGCCAAAAGUCGUGGAAGGCUGGAGAGGAACCAAAAAUAGCUGCUGCUAUUAUCGAACUCUUCCACCUGCUUCCCUCUGCAGCUGGGAAGUUUCUGGAUGAGCUUGUGACGUUGACUAUAGAUUUGGAAGCAGCCCUUCCACCUGGGCAGUUUUACAGUGAGAUUAACAGUCCGUAUAGGCUGCCAUUGACCAAGUUCCUGAAUCGGUAUCCAACUGCUGCUGUUGAUUACUUUCUUGCUCGAUUAUGUCAACCUAAAUACUUCAGGCGGUUUAUGUACAUCAUAAGGUCAGAUGUUGGACAACCUCUAAGAGAAGAACUUGCAAAAUCACCAGAAAAGAUAAUUGCAAGUGCCUUUCCUGAAUUUAUUACCAAAUCUGAUGCACCUGCUGGACAAGAAUCUUUGAGUCGGCCAAGCACUUCAACUGGUGAUGAAGGCCUUGCUGCUGCUCAAGCCGAGGCUUCUGUCCCUUCAGUUUCAACCAAUGUGGCAUCUCAGGAUGCUUAUUUCCAGGGUCUUGCCUUGGUGAAAACUUUGGUCAAGUUGAUGCCUAACUGGUUACAGAACAAUCGUGUUGUCUUUGAUACGCUGGUACUGAUGUGGAAGUCACCAGCAAGAAUCUCCCGUCUGCAAAAUGAACAGGAAUUAAACUUAGUGCAGGUCAAAGAGAGCAAAUGGCUUGUCAAAUGCUUCCUGAAUUAUUUGCGACAUGAUAAAACUGAAAUCAAUGUUCUGUUUGAUAUCCUUUCCAUCUUCCUCUUUCGUACUCGUAUAGACUUUACCUUCUUGAAGGAGUUCUAUAUCAUUGAGGUUGCUGAAGGAUAUCCAUCCAACAUGAAGAGAACCCUGCUCCUGCAUUUUUUGAACCUUUUCCAAUCGAGACAACUUGGUCUUGAUCAUUUGGUGGUUGUAAUGCAAAUGCUUAUUCUUCCAAUGCUUGCUCAUGCAUUUCAGAAUGGUCAGACUUGGGAUGUAGUUGACUCUGCUAUAAUUAAGACUAUUGUUGACAAGCUUCUUGACCCUCCUGAAGAGGUCUCUGCUGAUUAUGAUGAGCCUUUGAGGAUAGAGCUUUUGCAACUCGCUACUCUCCUUCUCAAGUAUCUGCAGACGGACCUUGUUCAUCAUCGGAAGGAACUUNUUUAUGCUGAUUUUGG
Messenger RNA from Nicotiana tabacum (common tobacco), 4241 nucleotides. The record is from RefSeq and is a predicted model, not a curated record. Lineage: Eukaryota; Viridiplantae; Streptophyta; Magnoliopsida; Solanales; Solanaceae.